This is a messenger RNA of Cyclospora cayetanensis, 2706 nucleotides long. RefSeq names its product cell division cycle protein 48 homolog. The record is from RefSeq and is a predicted model, not a curated record. Lineage: Eukaryota; Apicomplexa; Conoidasida; Eucoccidiorida; Eimeriidae. Gene Ontology annotation, cellular component: nucleus; cytosol; VCP-NPL4-UFD1 AAA ATPase complex. The transcript is spliced from 14 exons. Gene Ontology annotation, molecular function: polyubiquitin modification-dependent protein binding; ATP binding; ATP hydrolysis activity. The coding region runs from base 1 to 2706 and encodes 901 amino acids. Gene Ontology annotation, biological process: retrograde protein transport, ER to cytosol; mitotic spindle disassembly; autophagosome maturation.
AUGAGUGCCCGGGGGCCUUCUCCAGUGACUGUCUCCUUAGGAGCCCUGGUGGUGUGCGUGGGGGCCCUUUGCUUGUGUCUCUCCUCGGAUGCCCUACCUUUGCCUCCUUCUCCUGGCAGACGAGCAGUCCGUGGCAUUUUCGCUCCUCGAAUUCCUUUGGGGGCACUGAGUCCCAAGACACCCAUUUUUCCCGAGGAUGCCAUUAAGCGUUGGGUGGGUGCUCUUCGAGGGGGGGGCCUCUUUGGGGGCUCCGCUGGUCCUAAGAAGGACGGCGGGGGCCCCCCUAGUGGACCCUCUCAGGGGGGAGGAUCUCCCAGCUCAGCCCCUCUGAAGGCCCCAAACUUGUUGACCCUUGGAGCCCCGCACUCGUCUGACGUAGCCGCAGUGUAUGUACACCCCAAGAGGGCGCGGUCCUUGGGGCUGCAACCAGGGGUCCCUCUGGAGCUGCGAGGCCGGCGAAAACGCCAAACUGCCGGAGUGUUGAUUGAGGAUUCGGCGCUUGCGGAAGAUCUAAUUUCGGUCCAUCCACGAGUUUGCAGACAACUCAAGCUGGUGGAAGGAGACCUUCUGCUCAUCAACAGGCUGCAAAGUCUGCCUCCAGCUGCUAAUGUAUACAUCCAGGUCUUUCGCGACUCUCUACCCCCAGCAGGGGUUGCGGGAGCUGGGAGGGGAGGCCCUGCGGAGCCUCGGCAGGGAGCGGGGUCUCUAAGAGGCCCCCUCGUUGAUGAGGCCAUGCAGAGGGCUGUGGACUGGUUCUUCCGUUCUCGCGCGCGUCCUAUCCGCGUGGGAGAUCAGUAUAAGGUCCCUGUGCCGCUACAACAAGGCCCCAGGAGGGAAUCUCAAAGAGCUCCUGGGGAGUCCCCCGACAAAGGCCCCGUAGAGGAGAUCGAGGUCAAGGUGAUGCGGCUAGAUGCAGACACGGAGAAGGAUAUAGAGUUUGGGUUGGUUGGAGAAGGCUCCGAAAUUUUUACUGGGGAAGAGACUCUGGAGAGGGACGCCUUUGACUCCGCGAGCGAGGUGACCUAUGAUGACCUUGGGGGCCUCCGUCGGGAAAUUCAGCUCUUGCGGGAGUCUGUGGAGUUGCCUCUGAGGUUUCCCCAUAUCUUCAAACAAAUGGGGAUAGCAACCCCUCGAGGAGUUCUUCUGCACGGGGCUUCGGGCGUAGGCAAGACGCUUCUCGCGAGGGCAGUGGCCACGGAGUGUGGCGCCAACUUUAUCGUAUUGAACGGCCCGGAAGUCAUGUCGCGUAUGGCUGGCGAAACCGAGGCAAACUUACGUCGAGUCUUCGAGGAGGCCGCAUCCCUCUCACCGUGUCUUGUCUUCAUUGAUGAAAUCGAUUCUAUUGCAACCAAGAGAGAGAAGACUCAGGGAGAGAUGGAAAAGCGCCUUGUUGCGCAGCUGCUGACACUUAUGGAUGGCAUUGGAUCCAACAAGAAUGUGGUUGUUUUGGCUGCUACUAAUCGCCCGAAUCAGCUGGACCCUGCCCUUCGCCGGUUUGGCCGCUUUGACCGCGAGAUAGAAGUGCCCGUGCCCGACGUUUCGGGCCGCUACGAGAUCUUGAAAAAGAAGACUCAAAAGAUGCGGCUCAAGUCAGAUGUCGAUCUGCAGCGCAUUGCUGCUGACGCGCAUGGAUUCGUGGGGGCAGACCUGGCACAGCUCUGCCUUGAGGCUGCCCUCCUCUGUCUUAAGGAGCAAGUGCAGAACAUUGAUUUCGAUAAAGACGCAGUGGACCCGGAAGUGUUACAGCGCCUUGAGGUAGGCCAGCAGCAUUUCAUCUCAGCUCUCGCGGCCGUGAACCCCAGUGCGCUUAGAGAACGCCAUGUGGAGGUACCCAACGUUCGCUGGGAAGACAUUGGGGGUCUCGAAGAUGUCAAGAGGGAGCUAAAGGAAACAGUUCAAUAUCCAGUCGAACAUGCAACGAAGUUCCGUGAGUUUGGACUUCAACCCUCGAGAGGAGUCUUGUUUUACGGGCCCCCGGGAUGUGGGAAGACGCUGCUGGCUAAAGCUGUAGCCAACGAGUGUAAGGCGAACUUUAUAUCGGUGAAGGGGCCCGAGCUGCUGACAAUGUGGUUUGGAGAGUCAGAGGCGAACGUCAGGGACCUCUUUGAUAGAGCAAGAGCAGCUGCUCCCUGUAUUAUCUUUUUUGAUGAAAUCGAUUCUAUUGCGAAAACCAGAGGAAGCGGCGGAGGCUCUGGCAGCGAAGCAUCAGAUCGCGUAAUAAAUCAAAUUCUUACCGAGAUCGAUGGAAUCGGCAAACAAAAGCAAAUCUUCAUUAUUGGUGCCACCAACAGGCCAGACAUCCUGGACCCCGCGGUGACUCGCCCUGGCCGACUGGAUCAGCUCUUGUAUAUUCCACUGCCGGACCAGAAAAGCCGCGAGAGCAUAUUUAAGGCGAAUCUCAGGAAGACUCCGAUUUCCAAAGACGUUAGCAUCGAAGCACUCGCCAAACGUACUGAAGGAUUCUCUGGAGCGGACAUAACUGAGCUGUGCCAGCGAGCCGCCAAGUUUGCAAUACGCGAGAGCAUCGAGGCCGAAGCCGCGGGGAAGAAGGAGGCUGUUAGGCAACUUGAGAAGAGGCAUUUCGACCUUGCUGCUAAAGACGCAAGGCGUUCUGUGUCGCCGCAUGUUGUCACGGCCUAUGAAGAAUUUAGGCGCAAAUUGAGAUCUGGCAGCGGCGAGGCAAUGCCUUCGUCUUCGUCUAUUUAG